This is a messenger RNA of Olea europaea var. sylvestris, 1315 nucleotides long. RefSeq names its product zinc finger CCCH domain-containing protein 14-like. Gene Ontology annotation, molecular function: metal ion binding; mRNA binding. The transcript is spliced from 3 exons. Bases 224 to 1105 code for a protein of 293 amino acids. NCBI's taxonomy places the organism in Eukaryota, Viridiplantae, Streptophyta, Magnoliopsida, Lamiales, Oleaceae. The record is from RefSeq and is a predicted model, not a curated record.
UAAUUAUCUUUCUUCACGAAAACCCUAGAACGAGAGUUAGGGUAGGGUUUUGCCUUGUGUAAUUAUUUCUUGUUUUUUCAUAGUUCUCUUUUCUUUAGCCAAAGUUUCAAAUUUUUUAUAGCUCUAAGGGUUUUAGCUUUUUCCGCUAUUUCGUGUUAAAUUCGAAAUUUCUUUUGCUUAGGAUUUUUUGUGUGGUUCGAAGUCGAUCUGUGUACUGAGAGAUAUGGACACUCGCAAGAGAGGUAGAGGCGAAGCAACUUUUAAUGCCAAUGGCGGUUUCAAGAAAUCUAAGCCAGAAAUGGACUCCUUAUCAAGUGGUAUAGGAAGCAAAUCAAAGCCAUGCACGAAGUUUUUCAGCACUGCCGGGUGUCCAUUUGGUGAGAGUUGCCACUUCCUUCACUAUGUUCCUGGUGGUUAUAAUGCUGUUGCCCAGAUGAUGAACCUGGCACCUGCUCCAGCUAGGACAACAGGACCUCAGACUAUGUCGAACGGGUCUGCUUCAACUGCUGUUAAAACUAAAAUUUGCAACAAAUUCAACACUGCAGAAGGCUGCAAAUUUGGGGACAAAUGCCACUUUGCUCAUGGAGAGUGGGAACUCGGCAAGCCUAUUGCACCAUCUCAGGAAGAUCUUCGCGCAGUCGGACCUACACCCAGCCGAUUUGGUGGCAGAACGGAUCCACCCGUGCCUUCAGGUAGUUUUGGGGCCUCGGCCACUGCCAAAAUUAGCUUGGAUGCUUCCCUUGCCGGCGCUAUUAUUGGGAAGGGGGGAGUGAACUCUAAGCAGAUUUGUAGGCAAACGGGAGCCAAGUUAGCUAUUAGAGAUCACGAGACGGAUACAAAUCUUAGGAACAUAGAGCUUGAGGGUACAUUUGAGCAAAUUAAGGAAGCAAGUGCAAUGGUAAGAGACCUGAUUAGUAGCAUAGGCUUUGCCGGUGGUCCUGCCAAACCAGCUGGAGGCCCGGCGAAACAGACUGGAGGUCCUGCCGCCCCUAGGAGCAACUACAAGACCAAGAUUUGUGAGAAUUUUUCUAAAGGGUCCUGCACGUUUGGUGAUAGGUGCCACUUUGCACAUGGGGAAGCUGAGUUGCGCCAACCUGGGGCAUGAAUAGGUAAUUUCGAAUGCUCUUGCACAUGUUGUUUGACUUUGGAUUUUUAGCCAUGGAUACAAGAUAAUGGCGUAAUGAGAUUAUUGUAGGAUUCCUAGGCAUCUGGUUAAUACAUUUCAGACAUUUGUAGAAAUUGCAGUUUUCCUCCCUUGUAUCAGAUGAUUUUCGGUUUGUUGAUCCAUUUUGGUUGCAGUAUUUAUUUAGCUGUA